ACACCAAUCCAUCGCUAUGUCCAUGCCGAAGAUUCUCCCAGCAGCUGCCCGCGCCCUUACCAGGUCUGGAGCCAACACCACCGCGCAGAAGCGCUUCAUGUCUGCCACUGCUGCCGAGAGCAGCUCCAUGAAGGACUACUUCUUCUCCACCUGGGUCAAGCCUGAUGUGUACCCCAUUGUCUUCAUUUGCGGUCUCGCCACCACCUUCUGCGGCAUCACCAUCUCCAAGCGCUUUGGUAUGCACGAGAACGUCACCUGGUCCAAGAAGGCAAGGAACCAGGGCGUUGCCCAACAGUAUGCUCACAAGUACCCUGGAACUGAAAGCGCUGUCGUCGCUGGAAUCCAGAAGUAAAUUAGAUCCGUCAGUUAAUCACGUACUUUGGGAGAUUCGAUUCUCUUCGAUUGUUCAAUAGGCAUGUCAGUAAACAUAGUGAUAAAUUAGA
Guillardia theta CCMP2712 is the source of this 443-nucleotide messenger RNA. RefSeq lists its product as hypothetical. Lineage: Eukaryota; Cryptophyceae; Pyrenomonadales; Geminigeraceae. The record is from RefSeq and is a predicted model, not a curated record. Bases 17 to 352 code for a protein of 111 amino acids. The transcript has 4 exons.